UAACCUCAAUGCGCACGUUUUGUUGACAUUGUCAAUAUUAUAAUUAUUUAAUUUGUUUAGCUUUCCGAAUCCUGGUAUUGUUUAACGUGUUUUAUGAUAAUAAGGACAAAUGGGUAGAAGAAAAGGAAAAUGUGUAAAAAAGAAUUCUACGAAAGAGGCAUUGGAGCCCGAGCACUUGGUUAAGGCACCGCAUUCAUUUGUAAUACAUAGAGGGAACUGCUCUAAAGAUCUAAUGGAUCUCACUAAAGAUUUUAGGAAGAUCAUGGAACCAUUUACUGCGUCACAAUUAAAGGAGCGAAAAAGGAACACCAUCAAGGAUUUCUUGUCCAUCUCUAGUUACCUUCAUGUGUCCCAUUUGAUGACAUUUACAGAAACUGACCAGGGUUCUUAUAUGAGAAUGGCAAGACUACCCCGGGGACCAACACUUACUUUUCGGAUACAAAAUUACAGCUUGGCAAGAGAUAUAGUGUCUUCACUUCGGAAACAAUAUGUGAAUGCUCGUUCAUUUCAACAUGCUCCUCUAAUUGUGUUGAAUAGUUUUUCGGGAGAAGGGAUGCACAUGAAACUGAUGGCAACAAUGUUUCAGAAUAUGUUUCCUACCAUCAAUAUCACAACAGUUAAAUUAAAAAAUAUAAGACGAUGUGUUCUUAUGAAUUACAAUCCAACAACCAAACUUAUAGAUCUAAGACACUAUGUUAUUCGUGCUAUACCAGUUGGACUUAAUAAAGGCACAAAAAAGAUGGUUCAGGGAAAAAUUCCCAAUCUAAAUAAAUGUAAGGAUAUGUCGGAGUUCUUUGACAAAGCUGCUCUUCUAUCGGAGAGUGAGUUUGAAGAUGACGACAACCAAGUCACAUUGCCACAGAAUCUAGCUGCAAGAGGUGCUUCUGUUAACUCCAAGAGUGCUCUCAAAGUAGUUGAGCUGGGGCCAAGGAUGUCACUGCAGUUAAUCAAGGUUGAAGAUGGCCUAAUGGAUGGAGAAGUGUUAUUCCAUGAACUUGUCGAGAAAACAGAAGAAGAAAAAGCCCUAAUUAAAAAGAGAAGAGAUGAAAAAAGACGGUUGAAAGAGAAACGUAAAUCGCAACAAGAGGAGAAUGUGAAGAAGAAACAGAAACAGAAAGAAGAACUCAAACAGAAGUCGCUCGAAGGAAUCAAGAAGAAAAUGGAAACAACUGAAAAUCAAAGAUUGAUGGAGUUAGCGGCCGCGGAGUCGCAAAACGGCGAAUACCAGGAGGACGAUGACGACGCAGAUUACUACCGACAGGAAGUCGGAGCAGAACCCGAGAAAGAUCUCUUUACGCAAGAUCCAUCUAGGAAAAGGAAAUCGGAUGGUGAGCAGCCUCGUGGUUUUAAGAAGAUGAGGCUGGACAAUAAGAUUAAGAAAAGGUUCCAAAACCAUCAGGACACUGACACAAACUCAGAAUUUAAAGGAAAGAAAAACUUCCGCAACGACGGAAGAUUUGAAAAUAGAGGUGAAAGGAAAUUUAACAAACAAGAUGGCAAAUUUCAAAAUAAGAGUGGCGGCAAAUUUCAAAAUCAAAAAGGCGGCAGGUUUCAGAAUAAAGAUGGCGGCAAAUUUCAAAAUCAAAAUGGCGGCAGGUUUCAGAAUAAAGAUGGCGGCAAAUUUCCAAAUAGAGAUGGCAGGAGUUUUCCUAAAAAAGAUUACAAAAAUAAUAAUCCCAAAGGCAAAAAAGUGUUCGGCAGUAAAAUAAACAAAAGCAGUAAAUUUAAUAGAAGUAAACAGAGCAAAGGAAAGAGGUGAUAGUAUUGUAUGAAUAUAAUAAUAUUGUUUGUUUACGUGCCUUUUAACAUAUUAAAGUUAUAUGUUUAAACCAAGUAA
Molecule: messenger RNA, 1837 nt
Organism: Leptidea sinapis
Lineage: Eukaryota; Metazoa; Arthropoda; Insecta; Lepidoptera; Pieridae
Gene: ppan
Product: protein Peter pan
Exons: 10
Coding region: 110-1759 (549 amino acids)
Biological process (GO): rRNA processing; ribosomal large subunit assembly
Cellular component (GO): preribosome, large subunit precursor
Molecular function (GO): rRNA binding
Source: RefSeq, a predicted model, not a curated record